Saccostrea echinata is the source of this 3091-nucleotide messenger RNA. RefSeq lists its product as uncharacterized. Gene Ontology annotation, biological process: signal transduction. Lineage: Eukaryota; Metazoa; Mollusca; Bivalvia; Ostreida; Ostreidae. The transcript is spliced from 18 exons. The record is from RefSeq and is a predicted model, not a curated record. Bases 65 to 3091 code for a protein of 1008 amino acids.
GUUGUCAACAACGCCACCCGAAUGUCCUUCUUUUCAUGCGCUAUGUGACUAACGUAUUUACAGGAUGUCAAAGGACAAUGUUUCCGUCAGAAAGUUUGUCUACUGGCCAAACUUUAACCUCAGUGAAGAUGGAAGUAACAUUGAAGUUGGAACUGGGGCAGGUCUAGAUGUUAAGGUUACCAUCAGUAAUAGCCUGGUACAGUAUGUGGGACAACCCCUCACAGAAAAAUGUCGCUGGUUUAAAAUGAACCUCAAAUACCUGGCUCCAGGAUCCUUUGUAAUGUUUGGAUUGAAUCCAGGCUGUUUGACGGGGAUUCCAGAGUGGGAUAGAUACAAGUCAGUGAGAUACGUCAGUGACACAGGGGGCGUGGUCAGUCAGGGGGUGGGGGAGAACACCCAUGUCAAAUUUGGUGUGGGUGAUGAGGUUGUAUGCUAUGUGGAGAAGUUUUUCAAGGACAAGUGCCUGGUCAAUUUUUUCACCAAUGGGAAGCUUGUUUAUCGCCAUUGGGGUUACAUGGAAAAGGACAAUGUGUAUGCUACCAUUGGAGUCAAGUUUGGUCCAGCACAUCUAAAUGUCCAAUGGCCAAAACCAGGAGAAUUCAAAAUAGACAUUGAAUCUUUAGAAAACUGGAUUUGUCCAAGAGCUGCUAUUACCACCAGGAAUGACACAAAAGUCAUGGAGCAGACAGACAACAUAGGCAAAAAGUCUUGUUAUACUGCUCAAGGACCAAGACCUCUGACUAAAAAUUCCAGUUAUUUUGAAAUCAAGAUACAGAAUAAAAAAUCAGCCUGCCCUGCCAUUGGGUUAACAAGUGCCUUCCUGUCCACUGGAAUGUUCUAUGCAUGUGGAUGGGGGGAUGAGGAUGGAAAACCUACAUAUGGCUACCAUGGGGAGGAGGGCUGUAUUAAGAAAAAUAUGUUUGAUGGGUAUAUUGCACAUGAUGAUGGUUGGAAAUGUGGAAAUGGAGACAGAAUGGGGUGUGGCCUGGUCAUUGAUGACAAGAAGUUGUCCACCAGACUUCCUGAUGAGACUCCUGUGUAUAUCUAUGCCACAAAGAAUGGAAAGGUUAUUCAUGUACAAGGAGAUAUACUACCAGAGGCUGGGUACUAUCCCACAAUAUCAUUCCUAGAUAAAGGAAGUUCCUUGAGUGUUAAAUUCCCAGCAGACCCUCCUUUACUGGACAUUGAUAUGGAGAAUCAAAUCAACUUACAGAGGGAUAUACUCACUGACUUCAAAAUGUCAAACCGAAUCAAGUUUAACUCCUUUGAAAAUGACAGAGGAGCUCACUUUUCUUUAGUAAAACAUGAGGAAGAUGACGACAUUCUCCGAGGCAUUAUGUGCCUGAGGAGAGCCUUCAUACAAGGCGAUUACUUCCAAUUAACUACUAGUCAGCUGCGAAGUGUUCAAAUGGGUUUCAUAGAAUACAGUUCUUCCUGGGAUGACAAAGAAAAUUGCUUGUUAAGUUUUGACAAUAACAGCAUUACUCAUAGAGAAUACCUCAUCAAAACCAAAAACAUCAGUACAGGUACCUCCAUGAUUUCUGCACUGGUUUGGAGAGCCUAUGACAAGAGUGCAGUGGUGCUAUUCUUUGAGGGUGAGGUUUUCAAUAAGAAGCUGUUUGGUCGCUGUAUUAUAGAGAGCUCAGCACAUCUAGAGAUCUUCCCUGCCAUUACAAUGACAGAAAAUGCCAGUUUUGAAGUGGAAUGGAAUGAAAGAGAGAUGGUGGACUUCAAUAUAGAGGAACUACACACCUGGAUUUUACCUGAUGAGGGUCUGCUAGUGGAGGGUAACACUAUUACUGUGACUGCUGAUGUGCAGUCCCUCCCAGUUUGUGCUCUAUCAUCAGAAAACCUGAGGAAGGGAGGAAAAUCCUACUUUGAAGUCACUUUACAGGAGAGUUCCAGUAAAACUUUUCCUGGGGUGGGGGUGUGCUCUGCCUCAUGCCCGACUGAUGCCCUGGUGGGGUACAGGGUCAAUUGGAUACAGAAUAUUGCUCUAUAUCUACACAAAGGCCAUGUGCUCUGUGGGCAGGAGAAAAGUUUUGAGUGGUCUGAGGAUGUGAAAGCUGGUGACAUUGUCGGAUGUCAAGUUAUCUUUCCUGAUAAGGGAGACAGACUACAGAUGGCAUUAGUCAAAUUCUUCGUCAAUGGUACAUUUGUCUAUAAGGAAGUGAUUGGCAUCAACCCAUCGGGACUGUUUGUAGCAUUGUGCUUUGAAUCUGAAGGAGACAAAGUGUCAAUCGACUUUAACAAAGAGUCCCCUGCUGACAUUGAAAACAAGAGGGAGCUCUCCUUUGUGUUCAACAAUUACCAGGACGAACCAAGAAAAGUGCAAGAGUACCAGACUUUGUCUCGCAAAAAGACCAUGUAUGUCACCCAACAGUCAUUUGGCCAUUCCUACGGUACAAAAACAGGUACCCCGCGUAUAAGAGACCGUCCUAUGUAUGUGUACGUAUCUCACACAAAUAAAGAUGGAGCCAAAGCUAACACUGUUUUCACUGAACUGACAUCUAGCGGCCUGUUAGUGGAGACCUCAGCAUGGAAUGCCACCCCAGCUGCAAAGCGACAGAAAAUUAAGGAAUGUGACAUUGUACUGAUGUGUGUCUCCAAAAAUUCACUCAAAGACUUGGAGCAGAACUUAGAGUGCCAGAGUUUAGUAUCAGAAAAUAAGAAGUUGGUACCUGUACUACUGGAGGAAAUGAAAUGGCCACCAGCCGGAAACUUCAAGUCUCACAGUAAAUUCUUGGUCAAGUUUAAUGAUGCUGUGUUUCACUUUGAUCAAGACACUAUGGACUUUAAAAAACUAGUGAAGUACAUUUGUGAUUAUGUCUUGCAGGAGGAUAAUGCAGCACCUAAGAUAGAGAUGGUGGUGCCAAUACCUGUCAUUAACUUCAGCAGUGGCCCCAUGUCUACAGCUGGACCAACCCAGAAAGCAUCAGGAAAACUGUCCAAUCAAAAGGAAUCCAGCAAACCAACUUCUUCCAAACCAACCAAUCAGAAGGAGCAAUCCACACCUACAAAAUCGAGAACACAGCCUACAUCUAAAGGUUCAGAGCCAAAGUCGAGCACCAAAGUCUGCCAGAUUUUAUGA